AUGCAAAGCACCACAGGCGCAGCCACGGGCAGCCUGAAGCGGUCCGAGGUCUUUCAUCCUGCACACGAACCACUGCGACAUGACCCAGCGCUCAACCUACAGCAAGAUCGCAUCUCCGGUCCACUCCCCUUCCUCAACCCCACGAAAGCACAGUUUCGAUAUGAAUCGCGACCGGACGUACGAUUCAAAUGGUCGUCACGAAACAAUCGUAAGGGACGACAUGCCAUAGUCGUGGGCCAGGAUCAGGCCAACGCCAGUUCGAAUCAGCUCACGACACCACACGUGACCUCAUCGCUUAACGACAUCUUACGCGGUGUCUGGCGUAUGCUUACGUAUUACCCAAUAUGGGAUAUAUCCUUCGAUGUUGCAUAUGUCUUCACGAUUGGCAGUGUGAUAUGGGUCAUCAACGCGUUUUUCGUAUGGCUGCCACUCGUGCAACCUGACUCGGAAUUUCGAAACGAAGAGUUGUAUGGCGGAGGCAUAACUGCGUUUGUUGGAGCGACAGUAUUUGAGUUUGGUUCGUUGCUGCUCAUGGCUGAAGCUGUGAAUGAGAACAAGUCGGGAUGCUUUGGAUGGGCGCUUGAGCAAGCCCUGUCGCAUAAGGGUGGUGAUGACGAAACCGGAGAUAGGAAACUCGAGCCCUCAAAGUUGCAGUGCACGCACCACCAUUUAAACAAACGUAACCUCGUCGGGAAAGGCAUUCGUCAUGUGUCGAAGGAAGAAUCAGCCUCGGAAGCUCGCUCAUGGGUAUGGUGGCCCUCGACAACAAAUUUAAAGACGCAUUACGUCUACGACCUUGGCUUCCUCGCCUCUUUCUUCCAACUUUGCGGUGCUACGGUCUUUUGGAUAUCAGGUCUCACAGCCCUCCCGGGAAUUUACAACAGAAUGUCCCGCCCCAUCACCAUCAUCUUCUACUGGACACCGCAGGUUAUCGGCGGCCUAGGCUUCAUCAUCUCUGGCACACUCUUCAUGCUGGAAACGCAGUCUAAGUGGUGGAAGCCGGCGCCUCGGACGCUGGGCUGGUGGAUUGGAGUGUGGAAUCUGAUCGGUGGUAUUGGGUUCACAAUCUGUCCGGCAUUCGGAUAUGAUACAAGUAGUUGGAGUCAGUACCAGGCUUGUCUCUCUACAUUUUGGGGGAGUUGGGCGUUUCUUAUUGGAAGUGUAGUGCAGUGGUAUGAGUGCCUGGAGAAGUUCCCUGUGGAGGUGGGGAGCACUGACAAAGACUCAGCGAUAGCUGAGGAUGGAACGUGA
Molecule: messenger RNA, 1251 nt
Organism: Ascochyta rabiei
Lineage: Eukaryota; Fungi; Ascomycota; Dothideomycetes; Pleosporales; Didymellaceae
Exons: 1
Coding region: 1-1251 (416 amino acids)
Source: RefSeq, a predicted model, not a curated record